AUGAAUGAAAAUACAAAAAACAGCGGUGUCGCUAAUAAUGGGGCGGUAGGAACUGCAAGAGGUCCACAAACGGUAUCUCCGUCUUCAGCGUCCUCACGUACAAUGCGACAAGUAUCUCUUUUAGAUGGACGAUAUAUUUUACAACAUCGUAUUGGUAGUGGUGCCUUUGGAGAUCUCUAUCAGGGAGUAGAUACCAAACGUAAUGUUCAGGUAGCAGUGAAGUUAGAAAAGCGUAUGGCUACGUGUCCACAGUUAUCUUAUGAGAGUAAAGUGUAUACGGUGUUGCAUCGUGGAUCUUCACGGCCUAUUGGUAUUCCAAAGAUAUAUCAAUUCAACACAGAUGGGGAUUACAAUAUACUUGUAAUGGAACUCUGUGGACCAUCAUUGGAAGAUCUCUUUAACUAUUGUGGUCGUCGUUUCUCACUAAAGACGGUAUGUAUGCUUGCAGAUCAGAUCCUGCAGCGGGUUGAGUUUAUACAUACCAAAGGUUUCAUUCAUCGUGAUAUUAAACCAGAGAAUUUUGUAUUUGGUCUUGGUAAAAAAGGUCACAUCCUCUAUCUCAUUGAUUAUGGUCUUAGUAAACAAUACUGGGAUAAACGCAAACAGGCACAUAUUCCCUUUGCGGUGCAGAAACCAGUUACUGGCACGGCCCGUUACUGCAGUACAUGGACACAUCUCGGCUUUGAACAAAGUCGACGUGAUGAUAUGGAGUCGGUGGGAUUUAUUUUAGUUUAUUUUCUUUCCGGUGCUCUCCCUUGGCAAGGGAUUCCCGUAAAGGAUUUACAUGCCAAGACCGUACAAAUAGGUAUAAAGAAGAAUGAGACGUCAUUAGAGGAACUCUGUGCAGGAUUACCAGAGGAGGUAUUAUUCUAUUGUACAUAUUGUAGAAAAUUAAAGUUUGCGGAAAAACCGGAUUAUGAAGUCCUACGGGAUUUAUUUCGUCGAUUGGCAAAAAGACAUCAUUUCUUGCAUACACCACUGCCAUCUAUGCAAUCCCUUGCAGAGGCCAGCGAGACCUGUACAAGUGCCGCUUCCCACACAAAUGAAGGAAAUAGUAAUAAUAAUAAUAAUAAUAAUAAUAAUAAUAGUGGGGGAAAUAAUAAUAGUGGGGGAAGUCAUAGUAAUAGUAAUCACCUGCAGUUGAUGUUAGGAUAUGAUUGGAUGUUUGAUUGGUUUGUCAAACGUGUAGAAGAACUGCGUUUAGGGGGCAAACAAUUGGAUGAUAAUAGUAGUGUUAGUGAAAAUGUAAUGCUAAACAGUGGUGUUCCUGUAAUGGUGAUGAAUGGUGAUAGUAAGAUAGCGAUCCCUAAUGGCGGUAAACAUGCUUAG
Trypanosoma theileri is the source of this 1329-nucleotide messenger RNA. Its product is annotated as casein kinase I. Lineage: Eukaryota; Euglenozoa; Kinetoplastea; Trypanosomatida; Trypanosomatidae. The transcript has a single exon. Gene Ontology annotation, biological process: signal transduction; peptidyl-serine phosphorylation. The record is from RefSeq and is a predicted model, not a curated record. Bases 1 to 1329 code for a protein of 442 amino acids. Gene Ontology annotation, cellular component: nucleus; cytoplasm. Gene Ontology annotation, molecular function: protein serine/threonine kinase activity; ATP binding.